Messenger RNA from Brassica napus (rape), 2034 nucleotides. RefSeq lists its product as uncharacterized. Gene Ontology annotation, biological process: rRNA methylation. Bases 210 to 1886 code for a protein of 558 amino acids. The transcript has a single exon. Gene Ontology annotation, cellular component: chloroplast. NCBI's taxonomy places the organism in Eukaryota, Viridiplantae, Streptophyta, Magnoliopsida, Brassicales, Brassicaceae. The record is from RefSeq and is a predicted model, not a curated record. Gene Ontology annotation, molecular function: RNA methyltransferase activity; RNA binding.
UCGCAGUACGAUGACGUUUUGACUAACCUAUCUGUUACGCAGCUUCUUCUCUUAUCUUCCCCUUCCUCUGAUCUUUCCCUUAAACCCUAGCAAUCUGAUAGUAAAGAUUGGUUUAUCAUCAAUGGGAGAUUCACCUUUCUAAGAGCUCAACCAAUCUCUCUCCACCAUAAAAGAUUUUAACUUUCUCUUCUGUUUAACCGGAAAAAAAAAUGUAUUGUAACUUGACAAGAACCCAAGGGUUUCCAAUGGCGAUUAGGGUUUCCUUACAACAAACCAAAGGUAAAAGGUGUUUCCUCCUCUCAAAGUCUUACGUAAACCCCAAAGGAAGCGCCUUUGCAGAUGUCUCGACUGGGUUUAGCCGAGGUAAUCUUAUAGUUAGUUCUCGACUUAAAGCCAUAGAUAUUGGAAUGUUAAGGAAGCUUGAAAGCGUCAGAGACUAUUCGAGCUUUGGUUCUCAGAGAUUUGGCAAACGAAGUGGUACUAGUAGUAGAGGAAGAUCUGGAUUAGUAUCAAAAGCUUAUAGAGAGAAGACAAGUGACGGAAACGGCCGUGGAGAUUCCAUUUGGGUAAAGUCUGAUGAGAAGCCAGUGGAAGAGAGGAGAGCUAAUGGAUCAUCAUCUUGGGAGAAUAAACGAGAUGGCAGAGGUAGAAACGACAGGAGAAGUAGAUUUGGUGAAGCAAGAAAGCGACAUUCUUUUCGUGGUACAAGGGAUGACAGAGACGGAGAAAGCGAGAAAGCUAGUGCAAAUUCAAUUUGGGUUGCUAAUGACAGACCGGUUAAAGAGCAGUUGCCUAGAGCUAACCGUUCUUCUUGGGAGAAACGAGAUGAUUAUGCUCAAGAAGAUGAUAGAGUUGAAACCGAGCAGAUUGAAGAAGAACCAAAUGAUGCUAGGUGGCCUGAGAUCAAGAAUAGGUUCAAUAGGUAUGAUGUAAGAAGAGAUGAAGGGCGCGGCGGCAAUGCAGCGUAUCAAAACUGGAACAGGCAAGAGAGCUGGGGAAGGAAGACGUGGCAAGAAGCGACCGAGUCAAGCGUGCCUAGGAUGGUUGGCGAAGUGGUUUAUGGAGUGAGUCCAGUGUUAGCUGCGCUCUCUGCCGGGAGACGAGAGUUAUACGCUCUGUACGUUCAAGAAGGUUUGGAUCUGAGUAGCAACAAUAAGAAGAAGAAAGACAAGAAAGGUUUUGAGAGAGUCUUGAAACUCUCCGAGAAGAUUGGGUUAGAUAUUAAGGAAACUUCCAAGCAUGAUCUCAACAUGGUUGCUGAUAACAGACCUCAUCAAGGGCUGGUGCUGGAUGCUUCACCGUUGGAGCUGGUGAAAGUGAAAGAGCUAGAUAAGGUUUCGUCAGAGGAAGAAGAGAGCUACUCUCUUUGGGUAGCUUUAGAUGAGGUCACUGAUCCUCAGAACCUAGGCGCGAUCAUAAGAUCUGCUUACUUUUUUGGAGCCACUGGUGUUGUGGUGUGCGCUAAAAACUCAGCUCCGUUGAGUGCGGUGGUGAGUAAAGCAAGUGCUGGAUCGCUUGAAGUGAUGGAGCUUAGAUACUGCAAGAACAUGAUGCAGUUCUUGGAAGCUUCUGCUGAGAACGGUUGGCGUGUGGUUGGUGGUUCGGUUUCUUCCAAGGCUGUUGCUUUGAACGGGGUUUUGCCCGGUAGGCCGACGAUUCUUGUGUUGGGGAAUGAAGGGACUGGUUUAAGGCCGUUGGUGGAGAGAUCAUGCACUGAUUUAGUUCGGAUUAGUGGUAAUAUGGCUAGCGAUGUUGCAGCUAGUACAGAGUCUGAAGAUGGGGAAGUGGAAGGAUUGAGAUCUUUCUUAGCUGUGGAGAGUUUGAACGUGAGUGUUGCAGCUGGUUUGUUUCUUCAUCACUUGAUAGGAAACAAAGCAAGUGUUUGAUUCCUUGGUGCUUAGUUUUUCUAGACAAUUUCAUUUUUUUUUUUUUUGCAGUAAACUUGGGAUAUGCUCAGUACUUGAUAUUACUUUUUGCUCCCAUUCUAUGGUUUUCUUACGAAAGUUUAGUUGUUAUUGAUUGAUUUUUCGAUCA